Molecule: messenger RNA, 769 nt
Organism: Notodromas monacha
Lineage: Eukaryota; Metazoa; Arthropoda; Ostracoda; Podocopida; Cyprididae
Source: the annotation of a GenBank genome assembly
CGAUGACCUUCUUAUGUUUCACCGGUCGCAGUGCAUGUACAUGUACUACUUGCUCGGUUACCAAGUGUUCCAGAGGAGCGAUUUGAGCUUGGAAACCAAGGAGAACAUGGUGAACAACACUUACUUACUGGCUCUGGACGGAGACAUCGAGUUCCAGCCUAGAGCUGUGUUACUUCUGGUGGAUUUGAUGAAGAAGAACAAGAAUUUGGGAGCAGCGUGUGGCAGGAUUCAUCCCAUUGGCACUGAUGGAGCUGGAGGCUUGUUGGUGUGGUACCAGCAAUUCGAGUAUGCCGUGGGUCAUUGGUUUCAGAAGGCUACUGAGCAUGUCAUUGGAUGCGUGCUUUGCAGUCCUGGUUGUUUCUCUAUGUUUCGCGGCGCCGCAUUGCUUAGUAAUAACGUGAUGAAAACUUACACCACGAAGUCUGAAGUUGCCCGUCACUUCGUUCAGUAUGAUCAAGGCGAAGACAGAUGGCUGUGCACGUUGAUGCUUCAACAAGGCUGGAAAGUCGAGUAUUCUGCUGCAAGCGAUUCUUACACCCAUUGCCCCGAAGGAUUCAAUGAAUUCUACAAUCAGAGAAGACGAUGGGUUCCAUCAACCAUGGCUAACAUUUUGGACUUGCUAGCGGACUACAAGCAAACUGUUAAGAACAAUGACAACAUUUCCAUGCCCUACAUCUUGUAUCAGAUGCUGUUGAUGAUCGGAACAAUCCUGGGUCCUGGAACGAUUUUUAUGAUGAUGACUGGUGCUUUCAACGCAGCAUUCAAAAUU